CAGCGCAACCGACCUUCAAUCCGUCGAGUCUUCCAUAUUCCUUAUUUCAUUGGUUGCGAUUGAAUUACUGCAUCCCCUAACGCGUCUCUGAUUGGCUGGCCUGCGUGUCAAUCACAGCGGCACCUCCAGCAGCACGCUUUGAUUGGCUAAGGCCCCCUUCUCUUUCUCUUUGCGGUGAAUCGCGGCGGUGGGUCGAGUCGCCGCCGCUGAUGCUGCUGGUGUCCCUGGUCAGGCACGUUUAACAUUUCACCCCCUUCAUAUUUUAUAUUCAUAUUUAUCGUGCCCCGUCCCCUGUGUGUGGAGAGAUAAAGAUGGCAGCGAUGGCCCGCCUGGAGGGCCGCGAGUUUGAGUAUGUGAUGAAGAAGCGCUCGGUGACGGUGGGUCGGAACUCGUCGCAGGGCUCGGUGGACGUGAGCAUGGGCCACUCGAGCUUCAUCUCCCGCCGGCACCUGGAGGUCUUCAGCGCCGCCGCCGAGGACACGGGCACGGGGGAGUUCUAUCUGCGCUGUCUGGGGAAGAACGGGGUGUUCGUGGACGGGGUGUUUCUGCGGCGGGGGGCGCCACCCCUGCAGUUGCCUCGAGUGUGCACAUUUCGGUUCCCAAGUACGAACAUCAAGAUCACGUUCACUGCGCUGGCAAGCGUAAAGCGUGAGAAGCAGGAAUCGGAGUCUCCGGUGAAAGCGGUUCAGCCACAGAUCUCCCCUUUAACCAUUAACAUCCCAGAUAACAUUGCUCACCUCAUGAGCCCCCUGCCCUCACCCACCGGCACCAUCAGCGCUGCUAACUCGUGUCCAUCCAGUCCGCGUGGUGCGGGAUCGUCCGGUUACAGAAUGGGCAGGAUCGUGCCUGACCUGCAGCUCAUGAAUGAUAACUCUCAGUCUGAGAACGACAAAGAGGCAUCAGAAGGAGACAGUCCAAAGGAUGACUCCAAACCUCCGUACUCGUAUGCUCAGUUGAUCGUUCAGGCCAUAACGAUGGCGCAGGACAAGCAGCUAACACUAAACGGCAUCUACACACACAUCACCAAGAACUACCCGUACUACAGGACAGCAGAUAAAGGCUGGCAGAACUCGAUUCGUCAUAACCUGUCACUGAAUCGGUACUUCAUCAAAGUCCCGCGCUCACAGGAAGAGCCGGGCAAGGGCUCGUUCUGGAGGAUAGACCCGUCAUCUGAGAGCAAACUCGUGGAGCAGGCAUUCAGGAAACGCCGGCCACGGGGCGUCCCAUGCUUCAGGACCCCGAUGGGACCCCUCUCAUCCAGGAGCGCCCCGGCGUCGCCCAAUCACUCGGGCGUUCUCUCCGCCCACUCCAGCGGUGUGCAGACCCCCGACAGCCUAUCACGGGAAGGCUCACCGGUUCCCAUAGAGCCAGAGCCCGCCUCUGCCCCGCCCCCUGCUGCUGCCGUCCAACCCAAGCUUGCUGUGAUUCAAGAGGCCCGUUUUACCCAGAACACCACAGCGUCUCCCAUCACCUCCCAGCCGGUUCUGAUUGCGGUCCAGCGUCCGUUAACGCAGACGAUCAAACCGGUCACAUACGCUGUGGCCGCCCCAGUCACGUCCUCCACGUCUGCGCAGCCGCUGAUGCAGACGCUGCACGUGGUGCAUCAGAUCCCUGCAGUGGCCGUCAGUACAGCAAUCAAAACAGAGACUCUGGAGAAUGGAGAGGAGGUCAAAGUGAAGGUAGAGUCAGUUCCUGGCAUCACUCAUGGCUCCAUAGGCUCAGCCAAUAGGAUCAUUCAAAGCAGCACUGCAGCCACACCCCUCCAGACGGUUACCAUAGUGCAACAAGCCCCAUUGGGCCAGCACCAGCUGCCAAUCAAAACCAUCACCCAGAACGGCACGCAUGUAGUGCCCAUCGCCACAGCGAUACAGAGCCAGGCUAACACAGUGUCGAGUCCGUUACACAUGUUGGCCGCUCACGCCUCGGCGUCCGCCUCCCUCCCCAUGAAGCGGCAGAACGGAGAAAACGGAAGCGAGCCGCCGGAGAGCAAACGAUUGAAAACCGAGGAUGAAGAACACGUGGUCACCACCGACCCGAACGGGACCGCUGCGGACACAAACUCCACCAACCAGCACAACUAGACAUCCAUUAACCUCCACCACCUCCACUUUCCCUCCCUUUAUUCUGGUUUUCUCUUUUCCUUUUUCUCAUUCUCAUCACGGUUUCUCUUCCACCCAGCAGCUCACAGUGCCAAAACUGAAGGCUUGGACAAUAACUCUUCGAACCGAAGCAAAAACGUCAAAAAAAAGAACCAAAUGCAUAAAAUCCUAUCCGUUACUAUCCGUCGUUUUCUGUAGCAACCCUUCUGUCUGUUUUCCGUUUUAAUACUCAAACGCCUGAUUGAACAAAAACUCGCACCUCGAAACACAAGAGCAACUGCCACCUGGGCAUUUUUUUACAAACUUUCACCGAUGUUGGAGGCGUUCGUUCAGCUCGGAUUCUGUAUUUUGGUGAUGUUUAGUGACUCGCGGACAAAAUUAAAAAGGAAAGAUGCCCUCCGGAUGUGCAGAUGUGGAUCCGCUGCGCCCUCAGAAGGAUUCUAGAACCUCCGGAACUCGUGUGUUGCUCACAGCAGACUGAGAAUUCCGAAUCCGGAUUUUUUGGCGCUGACAGCGGAACACUGGCUUCGAUCCAACAUUCCAAAGUUUGGGAGUCCACUUACAGAGGGUGAAAAGCCAAGAGGAUGUCCUGGAAUGGAAUUACACUCCAUGAACCACAAAUAGGUUGUUGUCUUUAAAAAAAAAAA
This is a messenger RNA of Carassius auratus (goldfish), 2746 nucleotides long. Its product is annotated as forkhead box protein K2-like. NCBI's taxonomy places the organism in Eukaryota, Metazoa, Chordata, Actinopteri, Cypriniformes, Cyprinidae. Gene Ontology annotation, molecular function: DNA-binding transcription factor activity, RNA polymerase II-specific; RNA polymerase II cis-regulatory region sequence-specific DNA binding; protein binding. Gene Ontology annotation, biological process: regulation of transcription by RNA polymerase II. Bases 312 to 2081 code for a protein of 589 amino acids. The transcript has 9 exons. The record is from RefSeq and is a predicted model, not a curated record.